Messenger RNA from Geodia barretti, 564 nucleotides. Lineage: Eukaryota; Metazoa; Porifera; Demospongiae; Tetractinellida; Geodiidae. The record is from the annotation of a GenBank genome assembly.
AUGAACGUUCUGCCCGGAGACCCGCUGGUGGCCAUGUUCGGCUUUGAGGGUUUUGCCAAGCUGAGCCCGCACGACCGCCAGAGGAUCAUGGAGCAGCUCGGCUUCGCUGACCCGCUGUGGAAGCAGUACGCCCACUGGAUGCAGGACAUCUUUAUGGGGAACCUGGGCGAGUCGUUCUUCAAGGGCGAGCCCGUGAUGCAGAAGAUCACCCGACACGGGCCUCUGACUGCGGAGAUUGCCAUACUCUCGGUCAUCAUUUCCUGGGCGGUCGGGCUUCCGGUGGGCGCGAUCGGAGCAAUGAAGCGAAAAAACGAAAAACAAAAAAAAAAAAAAAAACAAGAAAAACGAAACAAAAAAAAAAAAAAAAAAGCGCAACACAAGCGGCUGGACUAUGCCGGGCGGCUCUUCACCACGCUGUUCCUUGCGGUGCCCAGCUUCUGGCUCGGAUUGCUGGUCGUGCUGGCCUUGCUGUUGUUGUUCGACUGGAAAGCGCCUAUCCAGGUGGUCCACAUCUGGGAUAACCCCAGGGAGAACCUGGAAAUCGUCUGGGGGGACCGGCCAUAG